AGUAACAUGUCUAACGUAUUGAUAACAUGUCAGUAACAUGUCUAGCGUAUUGAUAACAUGUCAGUAACAUGUCUAACGUAUUGAUAACAUGUUUGUAACAUGUCUAACGUAUUGAUAACAUGUCGGUAACAUGCCUAGCAUAUUGAUAACAUGUUUGUAACAUGUCUAACGUAUUGAUAACAUGUCGGUAACAUGCCUAGCAUAUUGAUAACAUGUCUGUAACAUGUCUAACGUAUUGAUAACAUGUCAGUAACAUGUCUAGCGUAUUGAUAACAUGUCGUAACAUGUCUAGUGUAUUGAUAACAUGUCAGUAACAUGUCUAACGUAUUGAUAACAUGUCUGUAACAUGUCUAAUGUAUUGAUAACAUGUCUGUAACAUGUCUAACGUAUUGAUAACAUGUCUGUAACAUGUCUAACGUAUUGAAAACAUGUCGGUAACAUGUCUGCUGCGUGUCGUCCUCAGGCUGACUCUGGGGAAGCCGCUAGGUGAAGGAUGUUUCGGUCAGGUGGUUCUGGCCGAAGCCGUCGGGGUCGACAGAAAUAAACCGACGCGCCUCUCUAAGGUGGCUGUGAAGAUGCUGAAAGCGGACGCCACAGAAAAGGACCUUUCUGACCUGAUCUCCGAGAUGGAGAUGAUGAAGAUGAUCGGCAAACACAAGAACAUCAUCAACCUGCUGGGAGCGUGCACUCAGGGCGGCCCCCUGUACGUGGUGGUGGAGUACGCCUCGCAGGGGAACCUGAGGGAGUUCCUCCGCACUCGCCGACCGGUCGGGUUGGAGUACUGGAGCGGGCCGAGGCAGGCGUCUCUGGGAAGUCUGGAGGUUAGGGAGCUGGUGUCGGCUGCGUACCAGGUGGCCCGAGGGAUGGCCUACCUGGCCUCCAAGAAGUGUAUUCACAGAGACCUGGCGGCCCGGAAUGUGUUGGUCACAGAAGACGACGUCAUGAAGAUCGCUGACUUCGGUCUCGCUCGAGACGUCCACCACAUCGACUACUACAAGAAGACCACCAACGGUCGUCUCCCGGUGAAGUGGAUGGCACCAGAAGCUUUAUUUGACCGCGUCUACACGCAUCAAAGCGACGUGUGGUCGUUUGGAGUCUUGCUGUGGGAGAUCUUCACCCUCGGGGGGUCUCCGUACCCCGGAGUCCCCGUGGAGGAGCUCUUCAAGCUGCUAAAGGAGGGACACCGCAUGGAGAAACCCUCGGCCUGCACCCAGGAGCUGUAUCUGAUGAUGAGAGACUGCUGGAAUGCCGUCCCGUCUCGCAGACCGACGUUCUCACAGCUGGUCCAAGACUUGGACCGCAUUCUUUCUGUCAUGGCGAACCAGGUAACGUGUUCAUCAAGAUACCUCCAUUCAGUUCAUUAGAAGUUAAUAUUGAUUAGACAGCGACUACUUCAGCACCGAGCCUCAUUCACCAACUGUUUUCAAGAAGAAACACAAUUUUAACCAAUGUUUUCUUAUUUGG
Molecule: messenger RNA, 1464 nt
Organism: Anarrhichthys ocellatus (wolf-eel)
Lineage: Eukaryota; Metazoa; Chordata; Actinopteri; Perciformes; Anarhichadidae
Product: fibroblast growth factor receptor 1-A-like
Exons: 7
Coding region: 429-1364 (311 amino acids)
Biological process (GO): protein phosphorylation; multicellular organism development; positive regulation of cell differentiation
Cellular component (GO): signaling receptor complex; plasma membrane
Molecular function (GO): fibroblast growth factor receptor activity; ATP binding; fibroblast growth factor binding
Source: RefSeq, a predicted model, not a curated record